Molecule: messenger RNA, 354 nt
Organism: Closterium sp. Naga37s-1
Lineage: Eukaryota; Viridiplantae; Streptophyta; Zygnematophyceae; Desmidiales; Closteriaceae
Source: the annotation of a GenBank genome assembly
AUGGUAUUAUUCCUAUUCUGUUUCCUGUCCUUGCCGCCCCACCCCGUGGUGCUGCAGUGGAUCGCGGAGGCUUGGGAUCAAGUCCCCAAGCAGAUCAUCAUCGACGCGUUCCGCCACUGUGGGAUCUCAAGCAAGCUGGACGGAACGGAGAACCACCUGGUGAUGUCUCACCUGCGCGCCAGGAGCACCACUGAUGUCUCCGCGGACAUGUCCCUCGGGGGGACCACAGGCGACAACACGCGCCUGCUCGGUCGGGCUCCAGAGGAGGAGGAGGAGGAGGAGGAGGAGGCGAUGCAGGCGGAGGGCGUGCGGGAGGUGGCAGUGGCAACCGGCCUGGAGGUGCUGUACCAGUAG